GAAAACCGAAAAAGGGCAUGAGGUGUACUGCCUGAGUUCGCCGGACCGCCCCUUUGACUUUUGGGUCUCUUACCCAAAGAAUGAUAAAGUUGUUUUUAUCUCAAGAAAUCGAUAAAAAAGAAAAAACCCUGCGCUUGGAAACUUAGCUGACAGGAAGAGAGGUGCGCAGCUUGGAGUCUAAGAGCUACCUCGGGAGCCCCGAGACGGGUGGGCCGCGGCUACUCUAACGCUCGGAUCCUCCCGCGGUACGUAACGCGGAAGAGCUCGGGAAAGAAUUGGUGGCCUUCGGUUAUGAGGAACGAGAAAGGACUGGAAGUAGGAGGAAGGCUGAAUACUCUGGGGAGUGAGACAAAGAGAGACCUAAAUGGCUGGCGCUGGAGGUCUGUUAUGGAAAAACUAGAAAAAGCAGCGAGAGAGGAAGAAAGGAGGCGUCUGCACUGAGGGACCCUAGGGGAGAAAAGGGUGGGUUCUGCAAAUGGAAGAAAGUUCCCUCUAGAAAGUAGGAGGCGAGCUCUGCAAGAGGGAGGCAGAUUGGGGGAACUGGAUGGAGGCUCUGCGCUGGGAAUGAAGAGGGGUAUCUUCUGUGGGGUAAUUGAGGAAGGGGACCUGAAGUCCAUACAGGAGUAAUGUCUGCACAGAAAUAACUAAGGAGAGCUCCACCCUUAAGAUGGGGAUACCUGCUUUGGAUGAUGUGGGUGAGAGGGAUUUACAAUAGAAAAGAGAAAGGUCUACACUGGCGAAAUUGGGGUAGAGCGGCCGCACGCUUGGGAAGGAAAAUGGGUCUGCACUGAUAUGGGAGCGAGUCUUCGGUGGAAGAGGGAGCCUUUCUGGAUGAUGGAAGGAUAGAAAGAGGAGGUCUCCUGUUUGUACCCCAAGAAAACAGGUGAAGGGGCCUGCAUCCUGACCUGAGAGAAGGAGGUGCGGAACCCGGGCCAGGUAGGCCGGGAGGCUGCCCGCGCCCAGGAGCUGCCUUGUGCGCGCAGGCCUGACCAUGGGAACCCAAAAGCCGCGAAUCUUGCCCUGGCUGGUGUCGCAGCUGGACCUGGGGCAGCUGGAGGGUGUGGCCUGGCUGGACAAGAGCCGCAAGCGCUUCCGCAUACCCUGGAAGCACGGCCUGCGUCAGGACGCUCAGCAGGAAGACUUCGGCAUCUUCCAGGCCUGGGCCGAGGCCAGUGGUGCCUACACUCCAGGAAAGGAUAAACCUGAUCUGCCCACCUGGAAGAGGAAUUUCCGGUCUGCCCUAAAUCGGAAAGAAGGGUUACGAUUAGCUGAGGACCGGAGCAAGGACCCCCAUGACCCUCAUAAGAUCUAUGAGUUUGUGAGCCCAGGAGCUGGAGACUUUUCCCAGGUUGAUACCUCUCCAGACACGAGUGGCAGAGGCAGUACCUCAGACACCCAGGAAGACAUCGUGGGGUUAUUGAGCGACAUGGUCUUGGCUCCAAUCACAGAUGUGGGGCCCCUGGGUCUGGCUGAUGUGCCUGAGCACUGCUCUCAGCUCUUAUUGAGCCCCAACUUGGAAAAUCCCAUGCCCUGCCCAAACCUGGCACCCCCUGAAAACCCACUGAAGCGGCUGUUGGUACCUGAAGAACAAUGGGAAUAUGAGGUGACUGCCUUCUACCGGGGCCGCCAAGUCUUCCAGCAGACCAUCUUCUGCCCAGGGGGCCUACGGCUGGUGGGCUCAGAAGCUGGGGACAGGACACUACCUGGACAGCCAAUAACAUUGCCAGACCCCGGGGUGUCUCUGACAGACAGAGGAGUGACGAGCUAUGUGAAACGUGUACUAAGGGGUCUAAGAGGGGGACUGGCACUCUGGCGGGUAGGGCAGAGACUCUGGGCCCGGCGGCUGGGGCACUGCCAUGCAUACUGGGCUGUGGGCGAGGAGCUGCUCCCUGACAGUGGACACGGGCAUGAUGGUGAGGUCCCCAAGGACAAGGAUGGAGACGUGUUCAACUUGGGGUCCUUUGUGGCAGAUCUGAUUUCCUUCAUGGAAGGAAGUGGACGGUCACCACGAUACACUCUCUGGUUCUGCAUAGGGGAGUCAUGGCCGCAGGACCAGCCAUGGGUGAAGAGGCUUGUGAUGGUCAAGGUGGUUCCCACAUGCCUCAGGGCCCUGCUGGACAUGGCCCGAUCAGGGGGUGCCUCCUCACUGGAGAAUACUGUAGACCUACACAUUUCCAACAGCCAUCCCCUCUCCCUCACCUCUGACCAGUACAAGGCCUACCUACAGGACCUGGUUGAGGACAUGGAUUUCUAGGUCAGUGGGGAGGCCUGAGCCAUGACUCUUCACUUUGACCAAUAAACCAUUUUCCUGCUA
Molecule: messenger RNA, 2314 nt
Organism: Sciurus carolinensis (gray squirrel)
Lineage: Eukaryota; Metazoa; Chordata; Mammalia; Rodentia; Sciuridae
Gene: Irf3
Product: interferon regulatory factor 3
Exons: 7
Coding region: 992-2254 (420 amino acids)
Biological process (GO): regulation of transcription by RNA polymerase II; immune system process
Cellular component (GO): nucleus
Molecular function (GO): protein binding; DNA-binding transcription factor activity, RNA polymerase II-specific; RNA polymerase II cis-regulatory region sequence-specific DNA binding
Source: RefSeq, a predicted model, not a curated record